UAGGCACGUCCACGCCAAUGGCACACUCCAGCUGUACCCCUUCUCUCAGUCCGCUUUUAAUAGCUUUAUACAUGAUAAUGACUAUUUCUGUACAGCAGAGAACUCCGCUGGAAAAAUCCGGAGUCCAAACAUCCGCGUCAAAGCUGUUUUCAGGGAGCCGUACACAGUGCGUGUGGAGGACCAGAGCGCCAUGCGUGGAAGUGCGGCUGUUUUCAAGUGCCUCACUCAACCCUCCGUGCAGGAGUAUGUCAGCGUUGUGUCCUGGGAGAAGGAUACCGUAUCCCUCAUAUCAGAGGGGAGAUUUGUCACCUCACCAUCCGGUGCCCUUUACAUCCUUGAUGUCCAGAAGGAGGAUGCCCUAUCUACUUACCGCUGCAUCACCAGACAUCGGUACAGUGGAGAGACGCGACAGAGCAAUGGAGCGCGUCUCAUAGUGUCAGAGCCUGCUGAGUCCGUCCCCAUUCUCCUCGAUGGGUUCCAAUCCCAUGAGGUUUUCGUUGGGGAUAAAGUGGAGCUACCAUGUAUUGCCUCAGGAUACCCAAACCUGGCCUCUCGUUGGAUUAAAGAUGGCCGCCCUGUUCCCUCAGACAGUCGUUGGAGUAAACGUUCUACAGGUCUGAGUAUGACAGACCUACGUCUAGAAGACAGCGGAACCUACAUUUGUGAAAUCACAAACAGCUUUGGUUCUGCGGAAGUCACCGGCAUGUUGACCAUCAUAGAAAAGCUCCGGGUGACUUUAACACCCAAGAAGCUGAAAACAGGGAUUGGCAGUACCGUCAUCCUGUCCUGUUCUAUCAGUGGAUCACCGGGCUACACUGUGAGAUGGUACCGGAACACAGAGCCCAUCGAAGCUGACGAGUUCAUUUCUAUACGAGGGACAGAUAACGAAACACUUGUCAUAAGCAGCGCUCAAAAAAUACACUCUGGGGCAUAUCAGUGCUUCGGGAGCCGUAAAACACAAACUGUCCAAGACUUUGCAAUCGUGGUGCUAGAAGAUGGGACGCCUCGUAUACUCUCUUCAUUCAGUGAAAAAGUCAUGAACCCGGGGGAGCCCUUUUCUCUUAUGUGCUCUGCCAAAGGAGCUCCUCCUCCUACAAUAAGUUGGACCUUAGAUGAUGAACCCAUCCAGCGAGAUUCAGGCCACCGCUCCAAUCAAUACACUGCUUCAGAUGGCAGCACCAUAAGUUACAUGAACGUGAGCAGUCCACAGAUUUUGGAUGGGGGUGUGUACAGAUGUUCUGCACGCAACUCUGUGGGGACUGCAGAAUACCAAGCUCGAAUAAACGUAAGAGGACCACCUAGUAUCCGUCCUAUGAAGAACCUGACAGCGGUGGCUGGAAGAGAUAGCUUCAUUCAUUGCCGGGUAAUUGGCUAUCCCUACUACUUCAUCAGUUGGUACAAGGAUUCUCUACUGCUCCCCGAUAACCACAGGCAGGUGGUCUUCGAGAAUGGGACCCUGAUGCUGAGUGACGUACAGAAGGGAAUGGAUGAAGGCGAAUACCUGUGCAGUGUCCUCAUUCAACCGCAGCUCUCCAUCAGCCAGAGCGUCCACAUCACCGUCAAAGUGCCUCCACUUAUUCAGCCCUUUGAGUUCCCCCCUGCCUCCAUCGGACAACUACUUUACAUCCCAUGUGUUGUGUCCUCCGGAGAUAUGCCCAUUCGUAUCACCUGGCGCAAGGAUGGCCAGGUCAUUGUCUCCAGUUCCGGCAUCACCAUUGAGACCAAGGAAUUCAUGAGCUCCCUGCAGAUCUCCAGUGUAUCUCUGAAGCAUAAUGGCAACUACACCUGCAUAGCAAGUAAUGACGCGGCCACGGUGAGCCGGGAGAGGCAGCUUAUAGUGCGAGUGCCCCCCAGAUUUGUUGUUCAGCCAAACAAUCAAGACGGAAUUUACGGCAAAGCUGGGGUCCUGAAUUGUUCUGUCGACGGCUAUCCACCUCCAAAGGUGGUCUGGAAACAUGCCAAAGGCAGUGGGAACCCCCAACAGUACCACCCGGUGCCGCUCACUGGCCGGAUCCAGAUUCUGCCCAACAGCUCCUUACUUAUACGUCAUGUUCUGGAAGAGGAUAUCGGUUAUUACCUAUGCCAGGCCAGCAAUGGCGUGGGCACCGACAUCAGCAAGUCAAUGUUUCUUACUGUGAAAAUUCCUGCCACCAUUACUUCUCACCCCAAUACAACUAUUGCAAUCAAAGGCCAGACAAAGGGUUUAAACUGUACAGCGCGAGGAGAACGCCCCAUUAUCAUCCGCUGGGAGAAAGGCGACACGGUCAUAGAUCCGGACCGGAACCUGCGAUAUGUGAUCGCCACCAAAGACAGUGGAGAUGAAGUUAUCUCAACGCUGACGCUUAAGCCGGCGGAGCGCGGAGACUCUGUGUUUUUUUCCUGUCACGCCAUAAAUUCAUAUGGAGAGGACAGGGGCCUUAUUCAGCUCACCGUGCAAGAACCUCCAGACCCCCCUGAACUGGAAAUUCGAGAAGUUAAAGCUCGCAGCAUGAAUCUUCGCUGGACGCAGAGAUUCGAUGGAAACAGCAUCAUUACUGCCUUUGAUAUUGAAUACAAAAAUAAAUCAGACACCUGGGACUUUAAACAAUCCACCCGAAAUAUCUCCCCCAUCAUCAACCAGGCUAAUAUUGUUGAUCUGCACCCAGCCUCUGUAUACAGCAUACGAAUGUACUCCUUCAAUAAGAUUGGGCGUAGUGAGCCAAGUAAAGAGCUGACCAUCAGUACCGAAGAAGCAGCUCCCGAUGGACCACCCAUGGAUGUCACACUUCAGCCUUUAACUUCUCAGAGUAUCCAAGUGACCUGGAAGGCACCAAGAAAAGAACUACAGAAUGGCGUGAUCCGUGGGUACCAGAUUGGCUACAGAGAAAACGGGCCAGGUAGUAACGGCCAGUAUAGUAUCGUAGAGAUGAAAGCUACAGGAGAUGGGGAGGUCUACACUUUGGACAACAUGAAGAAGUUUGCUCAAUAUGGAGUGGUCGUCCAAGCGUUCAAUAGAGCAGGAACUGGACCGUCUUCCACUGAGAUCAAUGCUACUACCUUAGAGGAUGUGCCAAGUCAGCCUCCAGAGAACAUACGAGCUCUUUCCAUCACAUCUGACGUGGCUGUAAUUUCUUGGUCUGAGCCACCUCGAAGUUCUCUGAAUGGGGUUCUUAAGGGUUACAGAGUCAUCUACUGGUCACUCUACCCUGAUGGAGAAUGGGGAGAAAUGCAGAAUAUAACCACCCCUCGGGAGCGAGUGGAGCUGAAAUCUCUCGAGAAGUUCACCAAUUAUAGCGUGCAAGUCCUGGCUUACACUCAGGCAGGGGAUGGAGUACGCAGCAGUGUGCUGUACCUGCAAACCAAGGAGGACAUCCCAGGUCCCCCUGCAGGAAUUAAAGCUGUACCAGCCUCAUCAAGCAGCGUUGUGGUCUCCUGGCUACCUCCAACUAAACCCAAUGGCAUCAUUCGCAAAUAUACCAUAUUCUGCUCAGUGCCUGGAUCUGGUCAGCCUGCACCCAGUGAAUACGAGACCAGCCCAGAAUUUCUACAUUACCGGAUUAUGCAUCUUCUUCGAGGGCAGCAAUACAUGCUCUGGGUAGCGGCUGUGACAUCAGCAGGACGGGGCAACGUGAGUGAAAGGGUGAUGAUUGAGCCAGCAGGAAAAGCUCCUGCCAAAAUUAUAUCAUUUGGUGGCACAGUGAGUACUCCCUGGAUGAAGGAUGUCCGCCUGCCAUGCAGUUCUGUAGGGGAUCCAGCUCCAGCCAUAAAAUGGACUAAAGACAGUGAGGACUCUGCUAUUCCAGUGGCACUAGAUGGGCAUAGGGUAAUUCACCCGAAUGGCACUCUCACACUACGUUCUGUCAAAGCAGAAGAUUCUGGAUACUACACCUGCACAGCUACUAACACUCUGGGUUUUGACACAAUAAUUGUUAAUCUCCUUGUGCAAGUCCCUCCUGACCAGCCUCGCCUCACAGUGUCUAAAUCUUCAGCUUCAUCUAUAACAUUGGCCUGGAUCCCAGGAGACAAUGGUGGAAGCUCUAUAAGAGGCUUUGUCCUACAGUACUCUGUAGAUAAUGGAGAAGAGUGGAGGGAUGUUUUCAUCAGUUCCUCUGAGCGAUCAUUCCGCCUGGAGAAUUUGCGAUGUGGAACUUGGUAUAAAGUUAAGCUGGCAGCCAAGAACAGUGUUGGAGCUGGAAGAAUCAGCGAAAUCAUCGAGGCCAAGACUCAUGGGAGAGAACCAUCUUUUAACAAAGACCAGCCCCUCUUCACUCACGUGAACUCAACUCAUGCCCGCCUGAACCUCCAUGGAUGGAACAGUGGAGGAUGUCCCAUUACAUCUGUAAUCCUAGAGUACCGUCCACGCAACAGCUGGCAAUGGCAGAGUCUGAAGGCUAAUGUUACAAGUGACGUGUUCCUCACCGACCUCCGAGAGGCCACCUGGUACGAGCUGAAGAUGAGGGCAUGUAACAGUGCUGGAUGCGGGAAUGAGACGUCACAGUUUGCAACACUGGACUAUGAUGGGAGUACAAUUCCACCCAUUAAGUCAGCACAAGGUGAGGGAGAUGAUGUGAAGAAACUGUUCUCCAUCGCUUGUCCUGUGAUCUUGGCCACAUUGGGAGUAGCCCUUUUGUUUAUUAUACGGAAGAAGAGGAAAGAGAAGAGACUGAAGAGGUUGAGAGAUGCAAAAAGUCUUGCAGAGAUGCUGAUCAGCAAAAAUAAUCGCAGCUUUGACACGCCUGUGAAGGGUCCACCUGCUGGACCGAGAUUACACAUUGAUAUUCCCAGGGUGCAGCUCCUCAUUGAGGAUAAAGAGGGUGUCAAGCAGCUUGCAGGUGACGAUAAAGCAACACUGCCUGUAACAGAUCCUGAAUUUAGCCCGACUGUAAACCCACAAAGCUUUUGCACUGGAGUUUCCUUGCAUCAUCCUGCACUGAUACAAAAUACAGGACCACUCAUUGACAUGUCCGACAUUAGACCGGGAACAAACCCAGUUUCUCGGAAAAGCGUGAAAUCUGCUCACAGUACCAGGAACAGAUAUUCAAGUCAGUGGACACUCACCAAAUGCCAGAGUUCUACCCCAGCGCGAACUCUGACCUCUGACUGGAGGACUGUUGGUUCUCAACAUGGCAUUACUGUGACUGAGAGUGAUAGUUACAGUGCCAGUCUUUCUCAGGACACAGAUAAGGGCCGCAACAGUAUGGUCUCCACAGAAAGUGCAUCCUCCACGUAUGAAGAACUAGCACGUGCCUACGAGCAUGCCAAGCUAGAAGAGCAGUUACAGCACGCCAAGUUUGAGAUCACCGAGUGCUUCAUCUCGGACAGUUCCUCUGAUCAAAUGACAACUGGAACCAAUGACAAUGGCGAUAGCAUGACCUCUAUGAGCACUCCCUCUGAACCAGGCAUCUGCCGCUUUACUGCUUCCCCUCCCAAACCACAGGACAGCGAUCCAACCAAGAAUGUGGCUGUGCCCAUCCCCCACAGAGCAAAAAGUGAAUAUUGCAAUCUCCCCAUGUACAUGAAAUCUGACCCCCAUUUUCGUAAGCCAGACCCCCAUGACUCUUGUCCAGUGGUGCCGCCCAGAGAGGCAUCUAUGCGCAAUCUAUCUCGGGGCUAUCACUCUCGCCAUCUUACUUUGGAGCCAGGUGCCAAGCCCCCACCUGGUCUAUCGCACCAAGCCCCAUCCAGUGUGAAUUUACCUCAACGGACUCUGCACAUGGCUGGGUCAUCUGCCUCUGCCCCAUCAGCCCCAGCAGCUACAGCACCCUCUGCCCCUGCUGACCCUGCUGCUUCUGCUGGACCUUUAGAAAAUCGCCUGCCUACCCAACACAGCAAGAUGGGAGGUUCCCGGGACUCUUUGCUGGAAAUGAGCAGCUCUGGAGCUGGUCGGGCACAAAAACAAGGAGCUGGAGCUUACUCCAAAUCUUACACUUUGGUCUGACA
Molecule: messenger RNA, 5919 nt
Organism: Bufo gargarizans (Asiatic toad)
Lineage: Eukaryota; Metazoa; Chordata; Amphibia; Anura; Bufonidae
Gene: DSCAML1
Product: DS cell adhesion molecule like 1
Exons: 32
Coding region: 191-5917 (1908 amino acids)
Biological process (GO): dendrite self-avoidance; axon guidance; homophilic cell-cell adhesion
Cellular component (GO): plasma membrane; axon
Molecular function (GO): cell-cell adhesion mediator activity
Source: RefSeq, a predicted model, not a curated record